CUGGAGCCCCCUCCCCAAAAAAGUCUCCCGUCUUUAUUUUAGCAAAACUUUUCGAUAUAAGCUCUACAGUUUGGAAAGGUGCCAAUGGGAGGAACGAGAAAGAUCUGGACCGCCAUGGAUAUCGAAGCAAACCAAGCUAAGCAAAACAACUGCAAUUCAACCGUCGAUGAUUCAAUCCCUCACUCCGCUCUCUCAGUCGAUACCGCUCUUUCUUUUCCCCUUAUGGUUUCUUGCGUCAUCGAGUUGUGUAAGGAUCUGUUUGGGAAAUGGGCGAAGUUGGACGAUUCUUGCUUCUCCGUCGAGACUGUAUCUGGCGGCAUCACUAAUCUUCUGCUAAAGGUAUCUGCGAAGGAAGAAAAUGGAGAUAAUGUGUCUGUAACAGUUAGAUUAUAUGGACCUAACACAGAAUAUGUCAUCAACCGUGAACGUGAGUUACAGGCAAUCAAAUACCUCUCGGCUGCUGGAUUUGGUGCCAAGUUGCUUGGAGUUUUUGCAAAUGGCAUGGUUCAAUCUUUUAUAAAUGCGCGUACUUUAACUCCAUCAGACAUGAGAAAGCCAAAGCUGGUUGCUGAAAUAGCUAAGCAACUUCGUAGAUUCCAUCAAGUGGAAAUUCCAGGUUCAAAAGAACCUCAGCUAUGGGUUGACAUCUUUAAGUUCUUUGAGAAAGCAUCUGCUCUCCAAUUUGAGGAUAUUGAUAAGCAGCUGAUAUAUGAGACAAUUUUGUUUGAGGAAGUGCGUAAGGAAGUUACACAACUGAAGGAAUUGACAGGCCUUCUUAAUGCUCCGGUGGUGUUUGCCCACAAUGAUUUACUUUCUGGAAAUUUGAUGCUUAAUGAUGAACAUGAUAAGCUAUACUUCAUUGAUUUCGAGUAUGGGUCGUACAAUUACAGAGGCUUUGACAUUGGAAAUCACUUCAAUGAAUAUGCAGGCUAUGACUGUGACUAUAGCUUGUAUCCUAGUAAAGAUGAACAAUAUCAUUUUUUCAGGCAUUAUUUACAACCUGAAAAACCAUAUGAGGUAUCUGAAAAAGAUCUCGAAUCUCUCUAUGUCGAGACAAACACCUUCAUGUUAGCUUCACACUUGUAUUGGGCUUUAUGGGCAAUAAUCCAGGCAAGGAUGUCUCCCAUCGAUUUUGAUUAUCUUGGUUAUUUCUUCUUGCGGUAUAAUGAAUACAAGAGGCGGAAGGAGAUGUGCUUCUCACUUGCACAAUCUCACUUUUCCGGACCUGGGACAGUAUAAGAUUGUUAGCGUACACGCAAAUAGCAAAAAUUCUUUAUGUUAUGGAUUUGUAGGAACAGUGUUUUGAUUCCUUUGUCAGUAUUCUUGUAAAAUAUUCUUUUGAACCCAUUUCUGAGAAACAAAAUUGAAAAUUAAGAUUGAAAGAAAUAAAGCAAUGGCAGGGUGAUCCUGGUUUAGCAGAA
Molecule: messenger RNA, 1421 nt
Organism: Theobroma umbraticum
Lineage: Eukaryota; Viridiplantae; Streptophyta; Magnoliopsida; Malvales; Malvaceae
Product: Protein kinase superfamily protein
Biological process (GO): phosphatidylethanolamine biosynthetic process
Cellular component (GO): cytoplasm
Molecular function (GO): ethanolamine kinase activity
Source: RefSeq, a predicted model, not a curated record